AGUGCAUUAUUUUGCCAACAGUAUAUCCCCCUGCAAGACAUCAAGUCACAACAUUUUGGCAGGACUACUUGUAACUUACUUUUACUAGUGACAUUGUAGCAUAGAGUGUCACGUGUCAAAGGCUGUUAUUCCAACGCAGUUAAAAUAAUUAACAUAUCAGCAGGGCAAAAAAAAACUACGUCUGAAGGAAGAACAAUAUUAAAAAGUAGGCUACAUAGACGACAGAAGACAAUAAUGACGUGGGAAUUAUACAGCAGAGAAACUUUACGGAUCCAUUUGCUGCUGAGGUUUCUGCUCUAUUUGCACCUGGCGACCGUGGUUGGAGCCAAUGGAGACGUGACCCAUCCUCACACCCGCUUGACUGUCACCGCCCCCCACCUUUCCUACAUCUGCGAGAAGGGUGCCAACGUCACCCUGCUCUGUGCCCAGAGAGGUGCCAAGCUGCACCCCUUGGACCGCCUGCAUCAAAGCUGGCUCUUCACCCCCCACUCAGCUGAGCAUUGCCAUGACAAGGUGCACCCCCGCGCCCACAAUCACAAGGGCAAUUAUUCCCGUGCGGCGCUUCCUUGGGGGGUACAGUACGGGUCAAGCGAAGAGUCUUUCUGGGUGCAACUGCAGCUCGUCACCGAAUCUGACCAAGGGCGCUACUGCUGCCUCUCCCUGGAUAUAAACAAUGGCAAGGUGGUGCAGAGGACGCAUAGCCACGUCUUUCUCACUAUCACACCUUGGAAAAGCGACGAGGCGAAAUGCACUCAAUUGGACAUCAAGCCACCAGAAGGGUCAGUGACUGCAGGCCUGGCCACAGCUGCAUGCAUCAUGGCUAUUCUCUCUUUGCCCCUCAUCCUGGUGUUAGUGUACAAGCAAAGGCAAUCUGCCCAGUCCAGACGACGUGCACACGAGCUGGUGAGAAUGGACAGUGAGGCUGCGGGCCAUGAGAACCCAGUGUUUCUGGGGGGUUCACCCCUGGGCCAGGCUAAGACCAGGACUGUGUCUCAAAUCAUGACCAGGCAGUCCUCAGAGACAGGCCGACACCUGCUUCUGUCCGACCCUGGCACCCCCCUAUCUCCUCCCGCACACGGAGUCGUGUUCUUCCCAGAACAGGAGCCCGUCCUGGAGUCUCCUGAUUUCCUGCAAAUGUAGAGAGAAGCAGUCAAUGGCUCCCUAACCCAGAAACUCCUUGUGGUUAGUUAUUCAUCUUCGCUCUGCCACGUCACCCUGAAGCCUGUCUCACAACCUUCUGUGCUGGGAGAGCUCUCUCGCUGUGUACCGCAUCAUGGAUGGAUGAGAGAAGGAAGGAGGGGACAGUUUCAUCUAAAAAAUAAAAUGUUCCACCUGCAACAACAACUGGAGGAGGCCAAAGAGGGGGGAGGGAUUUGUUCUCGACACUUGUGUUGCAGUGGGGGGGGCCCGCUAAGCAUGUGAUGCACCAUCUGACCACUGACGACAGCUCAAGGACCAGCAGGUGCUCCUGAUUUGAUGUCCCAGGACUGUACUGAGGGGAGUGUGGGUGCAAGGUGGGCUGUAGAGGAUACAAAGCAGCUCCUGUGGACUCUUGAUGAUAUGCUCCUCACCAUUUCCCUCGCCAUUUUCCCCAAAAGAGAUUUCCCCCAUAUAGGGCCUGUUCCCCGGACACAGAUUAAGCAUCAAUUUAGACAUUUGUUUUCCCCUAAUAUUUGUCAAACCUAUUUUCAGUGGCAAUUGACGAGACUGACUAAACAGACGUAGGAAAAAAAACGAACUGAGCGAAAGUGAUUUUUCAUUUCAGUUGACUAAAAUGAGACAAGACAACAUUAUCUCUGUGAUUAAAAUCGGACUCUUUAGUGGACAGGACAACAGUUUUUGAACAAAUCUAGCACUUUUCAGUGAUAAGCACAAUUAAUAUAAGCAGGACAGAUGCAGUUAUUUUCACACACAGCCUACAUCAGCUGGUGAGCUGGGGGGGAGCAAGCGAUGAGUGUGGACAGGCUUCACUCCAGCUCCGUCUCCGAUUAUACACAUUGCGCAGGCAACUCUUUUUGAUUUCCCGUAGCUAACCAGUCACCACCAGCCUUCUAGUCAGCUACCGUUUGCCUGGUUAAGAAACACAAGAUGCUUUACAAAAUGCAAAACAAUAGCAGCAUUGAGUUUAAUAGUAAAACUACAGUCUAGCUACGUUCUUCUCUUCCUUGAGUAGAGAAAAGUAGGCUGUUUUUAGAAUUUGUAGUCUCGCGCAACCCUCCCACCUUCCCCACUGCCUUUCAUAGGCAGGUUCUGUAGCCAAGUCUCCCUCUUUUCCUCAGAGAAAACGCUUGAUGCUAGCCCUUACUGUUCAAAAGACAUGACCCGGGUCUAUGUUGUCUCUUUUUAUUGUGCGUUGGCGGGCUGCAUUUUAUAUUCAUAAAGAAUAUUGUGGGCCUUGCUAAAAGUAGGUUACUUGCGGACCAGACCGUUAACCAUUUGUUUAGACUACACCUUGUUCAGUCAUGUUACCUCAAUAGCUAGCUAUAGCUAACAAACUGGGGCGUUCAGCAGGAUGCAACUUUUUGGAAUGUUCAGAUAGAAAUAUGCUAUGUAGAACAAACAUGCCUCUGACAUUUUGCUACUGAAUGUGGCCCUGGUACAUUACCAGUAGCCUACUGUAUAUGCAAACAUUUGGUGGCACAGAAAGAAAGGAAGAAAAGCACUGCAAAAAAUGUAUUGACUAAAUUCUUCUUGCCAGGACACCUAUAUCUGACUGGGCAAAUAACUUUAUUUUGAGUUAAUGUGCUCCCAGUGACUCGAGCACUGGGACUUUGUGUGUGUGUGUGUGUGUGUGUGUGUGUGUGUGUGUGUGUGUGUGUGUGUGUGUAAUAUCUAUGUAGCCUGAAUUAGGAAUUUACGUGGCCAGAUAAUUCUUAUAUAAGUUAGUAAUUUCUGCUGUUGAGAAUAGGAUGGUAUGCAUAAAAAUAUGUUUGUAGGACACAGCUAUAUAUGUUUGUGCACAUGGAAGUCAGUGAUUUAUGUUUAGUAUAAGUUUAAUAAGGCAAUAUAAAUGAUGUGACUAAAAUGAAAGAGCAUUUAGUUGACUAAAAUGGCCCAUUUGUUUUCUUCAUUUUGACAAUAACUUGACUAAAUUAUUAAUCAAAUAAUUUAUUUACUAAGACGUAAUAUUUUUGUCAAAAUUACAAAGACUAGACUAAAUCUAAAAUAGAGGGACAAAAUUAAAUGGAGAUUCUCCAUUGAAAGUGCUUCUUAGUCCAAUAGCAUUAGCGUUAUCUGUGUCCUGGAAACUGGCCCAUAGUGUUCUAUUUAUUUCUAUGAUGUUUCCCUCUUCCUAUGACUCUGAAAUGCAUAUUCAGCACAUUUGCUUGUGCCAAAGUGAUCAGGGUAGUAAGAGGUACCCAUGGGCUGACAGUAGUUUUUUAAGGCAAUUCCCAACCAGCCUUAAACAAUUGUUUCUAAAAAUGUGCUUCUCUGAGCUGUUCUAACGAGACCAAAGCCCACUUUUAUGUAUCUAAACUUCCCAUUUUGGGGUUGUUCCUCUUUCCCCUUGUAUAUAUUUCACUACCUAAAUGACUGUGUUUCUGUAACCCCCCCCUCCAUCCCUUUCCUCGCUCUCAUUCCUUCCCAUACCCUUCCCUGCACUUAACAAUGUCAAAGAAAUAUUGGAGAUAUAUUGCUAUGCUGGACGGUCUGUUUUUAAAGAGAAGUGUCAAUUUUGGUUCUACUGUAGUAGAUGGAUCUAGUAACCCAAACUCAACCAGCCCAAUGCCUUCACUGCCAAGAUGACCAACGUGUCUUAUUACAUGGUGUUGUUGGGUUUACUGUUUUGUGAUAUCCUUUGGCAUAUUUUGUGCUUAUACUUGAUUUUUUGUUAUCUUUAUGUUUAUCUAUCUGUAUGUAUACAUAAGUGAAUUGAAAAGUUGUUGACCAAAGCACAGUCAGACAGAGAAGGACAGUGAAAGCAUGUUGUGAAGUCGACUAAACUGGCAUUUCAGACAUGAUGUUUAGAUUGUGUCUACGGUAGUGAUAGCCACUGGUGGUCUUUGUUUGUGUGUGUGUAAUAGCCAAACAGCUGCAGCUUUGGCAACACCAUGUGAAAUAAAGCCUUUUCCAAUAUGUUUAUCAAAUAAAAUGCUGAUGUAAUUUUUUUCUAUAAUAAAUCGGCGCUCUUAAACCUU
This is a messenger RNA of Salvelinus fontinalis (brook trout), 4139 nucleotides long. RefSeq names its product V-set immunoregulatory receptor (gene vsir). Gene Ontology annotation, cellular component: plasma membrane. Gene Ontology annotation, biological process: positive regulation of regulatory T cell differentiation; negative regulation of CD4-positive, alpha-beta T cell proliferation; regulation of immune response. The record is from RefSeq and is a predicted model, not a curated record. NCBI's taxonomy places the organism in Eukaryota, Metazoa, Chordata, Actinopteri, Salmoniformes, Salmonidae. Bases 235 to 1140 code for a protein of 301 amino acids. The transcript is spliced from 7 exons.